AAGACGGCGAGUACAGUAAUGAGGUGAAAACCUUUCGAGGGCAUUUAUCGGUUCUAUAUUUAAUCAGUAAAAUCGUUUUGGCUGCACAGGAUGAAAGGAUACGCGAAAAUGUUUCGUGUAGCAUUGACUUUGGCUAUGUUGAUCAUAAGGUGUGAGGCCAGAACAAGCUCUGCUCCGAAACAGCUUGAGAAGAUGACUUCUGAUCCAUUGGUUUAUGAGCCAGUGGUCGUGGAAAUCAUGCCGAAAUCCAUUGCGAGCAAUCACGAGGACUUCAUAAUAUUUUUGAAGAAUUUCUUGGCCCGGUGGAGCUCAGUGGUAACGCGCUUUGCAAACGUGAUCAUGAAAGAAUUCCUCAUCCUGGCGCCACCCGAAAUGCACCACUUGGCCUCCAAAACCACAUCGGCGCCAUUCGCGGAGGCGGACAUCAGGAUCGAAUCCGCCGCCCCGGGCGACGCAGGGAUGCCAAACACACUGCGCAGCCUCGGGUGCGAACACCCGGGCCUGUUCAUACAUGUGCCUGUGAGCUCCGUGUUCUUGGCCUCGGGCGACGUGUUCGGCAAUAAUGCAUCCGCUCAACAAGAUGAUGCGAUGCUCGAGGCCUGGGCACAAUACAGAUGGGGUACAUUCAGCACCAGAACAUGUCCGAUAUUUGGUGACAAAGCAGCCCCCAAACAUCUGCGCGAAAGCUCUUUGGCCGAACCAGACUUCGACCGUGAAAUGCUCAAUGAUGAAACCAAGCUCGAACUCGGAAUAUCUGCGCAUGAGCAGCAUUGUGGGGGGAAAUCCGAAGUUGACGUGAUCAAAAAGCACAAAGACAUUCGACACAGGGAAUCUAUGACAAUGUCAACACAGAAGAUCAAUUUUAGAAUAUUGAGACCAUCCGAAGUAAUUCCCGCAUUUUUAAUUGUGAUCCCAGCAGCUUUGUUCAAGGCGAAGAAGCGGAAAAACUCUGAAUCGGCGCACCUUGCGAAAGUUAAAUUCUCCCGCAUUCCCGACUUCCUCAGACAUCUGCGCGAAAGCUCUUUGGCCGAACCAGACUUCGACCGUGAAAUGCUCAAUGAUGAAACCAAGCUCGAACUCGGAAUAUCUGCGCAUGAACAGCAUUGUGGGGGGAAAUCCGAAGUUGACGUGAUCAAAAAGCACAAAGACAUUCGACUCAGGGAAUCUAUGACAAUGUCAACACAGAAGAUCAAUUUUAGAAUAUUGAGACCAUCCGAAGUAAUUCCCGCAUUUUUAAUUGUGAUCCCAGCAGCUUUGUUCAAGGCGAAGAAGCGGAAAAACUCUGAAUCGAGAGCAGAUGAAUUGAACGGAGAGGCUAUUCUGUACCUUUUUGCAAUAACAAAUCAUAAUCACGUUUUGAUGAAAAGCAUGGAACAGAUCUUCAAUCACGCGACUAAAUCCAAGCACAAAGCACUGUUUCCGAUCGCGCUCCAUCAUGAUGCGCUUAGAACAAUGGAAGAAGUGGCAAACGCUUUUCAAACCAAAGCAUUCUAUGCACCUCUGGAUAUGGGUCCUGUGUUAGUCACCAGUGUUUUGCAGGAAACAUUGUAUCAAGUGGCUGCUUCGGGGAAUUUCAAACAUUUUCCGGUCAUGCUUGAUACCCGGUUGUUACCAUGGAACAUCAGCAUGAACCAGAACAAUUAUCACAUCGAGAGGAAUGACAGAGGAUAUGACAUGAUAGUUUCGGCAUUCCAACCACCAGACGACAAUUUAUCAAAGGUCAAGGGAUUUUCCCAGCAGGAAUCCGGGAGCGAUGGAUCAGAACAUUCCUCGGAAGAUACAUUUUUGUCAAGCGAUCCGAAAUUUUCAAUUCCUGGUGACUAUCGCCCAAAAUUCCAAGACAGUCUGUCACAAAAUAACACGGGCAUGGACUGGACACACGUCGUGCUCAUCAGAACAAUCAGCAAAGAGGGUUCCUGGGAUCUCGGAGUUCAAAGAAGGUCGGCUGCGUCAUUCAUUGUGACAGCCUUCAUUCCAAAGGAUCAGGAAAUUGAAAUUCUUCCAGAUCUACUCAAAGAAAAAGACCCAGCAGGAAAAAUGGCGUCCGUAUCAGUGACAACUCUAGUCCGGAAGGGCAGCAGUCCCGUGCUUGGUGCUAUUGUGAGUUGCGUUGUUAUUCGGGAAGAUGAAUUUGAUGGUGAUGCGAGUCGCGUUGUGGAAGAGGUUUUGCUCGCAGACGCGGGAGACGCCGGUGAUAUUGGCGCAAAUGAUGGCAUCUACACCGCGAAGCUUCCGGUCCUCGAAACCCCGGGCUUUCACUUGCUUUUCAUCCGCGUGCGGGGAAUCGAGAACAUCACCCAUGUCAUCAGAGGGAUAAACAGCCAAGGAAGUGGGGGCUUCCCCUUUGUUUCUGGAUGCGACAGUCCCGAAGGAACUUGGGAAAAGGUCAUGCUACCAGGGUUUUCCAGGUUCAAGUUUCUCGACUACGUCAAGUUAACCAAGGAGGACAUUGAUGCAUGGGGCGCAAAUUUCACUGAAAAGCGAGAGAAGAAUAAGGUAGAACAAAUCAAAGUUUCCAACGCGCAAAACAGCAGGACUGUUGUCAUCGAAUGGGAAUUUCAAAGGAGUCUGAAUCCAAAUUUCGAACUCCAUUGCCAAAAAGCAAGUGACGAUGGAACGAAGGGUUUCAAGAGACUUGAUGAUUUCGGAAAAUUCGAGAUCUUCAGCGAAAAAGAUUCCGCCACGUCUCGCGCUACCCUAAGUUUCACAGCUUCUCCCGUGGGAACGGAACCCAGCAAUUCCGAAAAUCACUUUUGCGGAAUAAUCAGCAGAUCAUCCGAAGGAAGGCCUCGAACAAUUUCGAAACUCUUCCAAGUUCCGGCAUUAGUUGAUCCAACGAUAGAGAAAGAAGCCUCUGUAUUCGAGAAUGAUGAAAAGAACGCUACCUCAAUUCCCGACUGCAAGUCCUGUGAGCCCGUCAUUGUGAUGACUCCUUGCGCUGCCUCAGAAUCAUUCAACAGCACCAACCAUCAGAAGAUGGCUCCUGACACCGAAGAAAUAACGCUUACUAUCUCAAGUCCAUCUCACGACAGAUCCGCUGAUGUUUCACCAGAGGAAAAUGAAGGAGACGACUCUCCUGUGAAACUCAUCGUUGAGGAAUCAACCCCUCGGCUGGAACACAGCGAUGGAAAAAAAUCAAAAUUUCUGGUUCCUGUGCACCACGAAUCCGUUCAUAGAAGACACGUACAUCCUGGAGCAGUAGAACCCGCUGAAGAAAACGACGGGCAUGAACACGACUACCCGCUCAAAAUGUCGGAUAAGGAUGAUGUGACGGAUCAGCGAAGUUCCGACCUGGAAGCCAUCUUGAUUGCGUUUGCAAGCAGUUCAUUGCUGCUACUUUCUCUUGUCGUCUGCGGAUUUUACUUGACCGAAAGAUUUCGAUGCCACGUCACGAAGACGAAUGCGCAUCAUGGAGGUGCGAAGGCUGAUCCCAGCGAACCCCACCAUGCGUAG
Molecule: messenger RNA, 3453 nt
Organism: Notodromas monacha
Lineage: Eukaryota; Metazoa; Arthropoda; Ostracoda; Podocopida; Cyprididae
Source: the annotation of a GenBank genome assembly